CGUCACCUCGGUGAGGGCUGUUGUGAUAUCACUUCUCCUCCCUCAACUGUUUGUUCCUCCGGUUUUGCAGCAUCGACGCAUGUCCCUCAGAGGCUUCGUGGUUGGCCUGUCUCUCCGUGCUCGCUGUGCGACACUUGCAGCAGCAGCCCCCCGCGUAGCGUUCCCAACACCCCGCCUCAGACCAGCGCAGAGCCCCAUUGGCCUUGGCGUCCGUUUCUACGCGUCUGAGAAGGACAGAGAUGUUGCAAAGCAUGAUGGGCGUCCCUCGGUCUUUGCGCGCCUCUCAGAGGCGUUCGCCUCCGGUAAGAGCUUGGAACCGGGGCACAACAAGGCCGAAGCGUCGGUCGGCAAGCUCGUUGAGCUCGCAGUCCCGGAGAAGAGAACGCUUGCGACGGCUGUCGGGCUCCUUGUUAUCUCAUCAUCAGUCUCCAUGCUCGUCCCUCUUACUAUCGGCAAGCUGAUCGACUUUUUCUCCUCCAAUGCUGCGACCUUCCUCGGCAUGAGUUUCCCUGUCGCUGCGACUCUCCUCACCAUUGCUUUUUUCGUGGGCGCAGCCGCCAAUGCGGGACGUGUCUAUCUCAUGCGCACCGCCGGGCAGCGUAUAAUUGCGCGCGUCCGCAACCAGGCAUACCUCUCGACACUGCGGCAGGAACCGGAGUUCGCCCAUCGCUCGGUCGGUGACAUUGUGUCCCGUCUCAAUGCCGACGCCAACAUCCUUGGCGACAGUGUCACGUCCAAUCUUUCGGACGGGUUGCGCGCGAUAAUCUCGGCAUCCGUUGGCGUUUGCGCAAUGUUCUGGAUCUCGAGCAAGCUCACGCUCAUCAUGCUUAUGGUCGUUCCGCCCAUUUCGAUCGGCGCCGUAUUCUAUGGUCGCUACCUCCGGAAACUGUCCAACCUCACUCAAGAGAGCCUUGGCGAGAUGUCCAAGACGGCGGAGGAGAAGCUAAACGCCUUCAAAACGAUCACCGCAUACAACGCACAGUCGCUCGAGGGUCGUGCGUUUUCCCAAAAUGUUCAAAGCGUGUUCGAUCUUGCUCGCAGGGAGGCCGGCGCCUCAGCAAUCUUCUUCGGCAUGACUGGUCUCACCGGCAACCUCGCAAUGCUGUGUCUCCUUACAUAUGGAGGGCAUCUUGUGUCUACUGGCGCAAUCACUGUCGGCGAUCUCACCUCGCUCCUCAUUUACAGCGGAUACGUGGGAAGCUCCGUGUCAGGACUCACGAGCUUCUUUAGCGGUAUCAUGAAGGGUGUCGGGGCCGGGCAACGCGUGUUCUCUCUUUUGGACCGACAAUCGGCGAUCCCUCUCGAUGAGGGGCAAACGUUGAGCCCCAAUCGCGAAGGGCCCAUUGUCUUCAACAAUGUCCGAUUCACAUAUCCUUCCCGCAAGGAGGUCGAGGUGCUCAAGGGCAUUGAUCUCACAAUCCAGCCGGGUACCAGUGUGGCGCUAGUCGGCACAUCGGGCAGCGGCAAGUCUUCGAUUCUCACGCUGCUCGACCGCUUCUACGAUCCCACUCACGGGUCAAUCUCGUAUGACGGCACCGACAUCCGAAGCCUCACUCCAGAGUCUUGGCGUGAUCGCAUUGGCGUCGUGUUCCAGGACCCCGACCUGUUUGCGGGCACUGUCCACGAUAACAUUGCCUACGGCGCACCUGACGCGACACGGGAGCAAGUCGAGGAGGCCGCUCGAGCCGCUAACUGCGACUUCAUCUACGACUUGCCACAGGGCUUCGACACCCCAAUUGGCAAGUCUAGUCUGUCGGGCGGACAACGACAGCGGAUCAGCAUCGCCCGCGCUCUUGUACGACGCCCUUCAAUCCUGCUUCUCGACGAGGCCACCAGCGCCCUCGACUCCAAGUCCGAGGACGCGGUGAAUGCCGCGAUCGACAAAAUCAUCCUCGCUCAGCACAUCACGGUUGUCCUCGCCGCGCAUCGAUUGAGUAGCAUUGCUCGCGCUGAACAGGUCGUCGUGCUGGAGAACGGGGUCAUCUCUGAACAGGGCCGGUACGACGUGUUGAGCAGGACUGAGGGUAGCCGGUUCCGCAAGCUGAUGGCGGCGCAGUUGUUGCUGGAGCAUGAGGCGAAUCAGCAAUAGAUAGCACACCUGUAUCAUUAGACACGUGUCAACUCGACGGACGAUUUGACUAACCAGUCUCUGAGGCACCCGUCGCGUCGAGGUCGCGGGCAGUGUCGUCUCUCACCCCAGUAGUGAAUCCGUCGGAACUAACAGCGAAGUGAUCACUGCUACCCACUCUUGGACUCUUCAGCAAGUCAAACGGUGGUAUAGACGGGAACUCUAGCCCCCUCCGGCUGAUAAACCUACAGAACAGUUGGCAUAACUCUUGACUUGAACCUCCU
Messenger RNA from Cutaneotrichosporon oleaginosum, 2352 nucleotides. RefSeq lists its product as uncharacterized. NCBI's taxonomy places the organism in Eukaryota, Fungi, Basidiomycota, Tremellomycetes, Trichosporonales, Trichosporonaceae. The record is from RefSeq and is a predicted model, not a curated record. Gene Ontology annotation, biological process: oligopeptide export from mitochondrion. Gene Ontology annotation, cellular component: mitochondrial inner membrane. Gene Ontology annotation, molecular function: ATP binding; ABC-type oligopeptide transporter activity; ATP hydrolysis activity.